UCACACGGUCAAGUUGCGUAUUAAAACAGAUUGUCAGCAGUUUGAACUGAAAGAUGAAAAGUUUAACGAAGAAGCUUCUAAUAUCGAUCUGGAACCUGUUACGAUUCCAUCAAAAGAGAACAGUUUACAGGAUUCAUCCACGCAACAACAACAAGAGGAAGCAGGCAAGCGUGUUAACUCCAUGUCAUCCCCGUGCGACGUUGAACAAGAAGGACGAAAAAUGUCCGAACAGAUCAGAACAGUAGAGGACAAAGGAGUGGAAGAUAUGGACUGUGAUAAAGAACUUCCUGAUCAGUCUCAACAGGAUGGAGAAGAGGUCAUCAAAGUAAAAUGUCCUUGUGGCAACGACGAGGACGAGGGCUUAAUGAUACUAUGUGGAGUUUGUAAUAACUGGCAGCACGCGGUCUGUUUCGGCGUCUUGAAACAAGAGGAAGCUCCAGAAUUUCAUGUGUGCGUGGAUUGCCCGAAGGGUGCAUACAGUGGGAAGUGUACAGAUUCUUCACUGGUUAACCUUAACACCGUAGCUUUACAGGCUACGUGUCUUUGGCGCAAAACGUUACUUGCUUGUAGCGAGUUGAACAGGGUACUACCCAACACUUUGGCUCGUCACCUCAAGUUAGAGAUGAGCAUCGCCCAAGGUCUAGUCAAACGUUUGGAGAAAGAAGGAUUCAUAAGAAGUACUUUAAAAGGAAAGAGGCUUGGAAAAAUUGUUAACAAGAAAAAACUGCAGGCGGAGGGUUUCGGGAAGUAUUUCAAUAAAAGAAGUGGAAAGUUGGGAAUUGAUGUUGACCUUUCAGACAAGGUUGUCCCUGAUGGGAAUAAGUCAGUGGACGGGGUGGAGGCAAUAGUUCAGAGAUGCUCAAAGAUGGAUGUAUCAGGAACGGUAGAAACCAUUAAGAAAAAAAUGUGCAACAAACAGGGAAAACUAAAAAGGGCAGUUUCUCUUAAAGAUGAGACAACGGAAUUUGACAUUUCCAACAGUCAAGAACAAUGUUUUGAAGACCGUCCUCAAUCAAAGAGAAAGAAAGCUAGUGUAGCUAAGAGUGCAAUCUUGGUUUGAUUUCAAAAGAGGAAACAGUGAAUCAGUUUUCGUAUUUUGUUGCCUGAGCUCAGUUGCGAUAAUCAAUUUAAAUCCACCAUGGUAUAUUCCAAUUCUGCUCCUUUCUGCGAAUUAAUGCUAAUGAGAUGUAUUUCACGUUAAACAUCAGAAGAAUAAUAACGACAAAGUUUAAAAUAGCAGAUUUUUUUUCAUGUAGUUUAGAAUUGGAAUCUGAUCUCGCUGUCAGUGUUUAAAUAAAAGUUAUUUGAAAUCUUUAUUUUUAAAACUUACUUUAGUGUGCGAACAAGUAGUGAUUUUGAAAAGCACUUAACAAAAAAAUCGCCAUAAAACAUUUCUUGAAAUCAUUUUAAGA
Stylophora pistillata is the source of this 1412-nucleotide messenger RNA. RefSeq lists its product as uncharacterized. The record is from RefSeq and is a predicted model, not a curated record. NCBI's taxonomy places the organism in Eukaryota, Metazoa, Cnidaria, Anthozoa, Scleractinia, Pocilloporidae.